Aegilops tauschii subsp. strangulata is the source of this 980-nucleotide messenger RNA. Its product is annotated as auxin-responsive protein SAUR32. The record is from RefSeq and is a predicted model, not a curated record. Gene Ontology annotation, biological process: response to auxin. Lineage: Eukaryota; Viridiplantae; Streptophyta; Magnoliopsida; Poales; Poaceae.
CCCCGCCCCCUCCCGGACCAGACGCACCGAGCGCAGGGCACGCACGGGCAGAUCGAGGCAGGCACAGGCGCCGUAGCCGAGACCGGGAACCCCAACGGGCCAAGCACCACCACCAACCCUAGCUAGCCACUCCCCCGUGGUCCUCCUUGACGGCCACCAUGCAGCGUCCAGCGUGCCGCCGCCCCGCGCUCUGACGCCCGCCGUCGGACGCCGGUCGCCGUCGUGGUCUAGCGAGCGAGAGAGCGUUUCUUUCUUGGUGCAGGGUAGGCGUAUAGAUCGACAUAUAUGGGCGUGAGCCUGCUGAGGAAGCAGCACUCGUCGGCGGCGGGGGGCUCGAGCGGCGGGUCGUCGAUGCCGCCCAAGGGGUGCAUGGCGGUGCGCGUGGUGGGGCCGGGCGGCCGCGCGGAGGAGGAGGAGAGGUUCGUGGUGCCGGUGGGCUACCUCAAGCACCCGCUCUUCGUGGGCCUACUCAAGGAGGCCGAGGAGGAGUACGGCUUCCAGCAGCAGGGCGCCAUCACCAUCCCCUGCGGCGUCGACAACUUCCGCCGCGUGCAGGCCAUCAUCGACGGCCAGCGGCACGGCGGCUCCGGCUCCGGCCGCCUCGUCUCCGGCGGCCACCACCACCACGGCUCCUCCUCGGGCCACCUCCACUUCCACCUCGCCGCCUGCUUCAGGGCGUGAGAUCCGUCGACGCGGAUCUCGCGCGCCCUCGCCGGCCGGAUAGACGCCGUCUCCGGCCUCGUCUCGUUGCUUUGUUAAUUAGAGUUGGUUUAAUUAGGCGGUCAGGUAUGUGAUGAUCGAAGGAUCAUGCGUGGGUUGAGUGCUAGCUAGUGUGUUCGGGUCUGCGGGCGGGCGUGUUGGAACUUGGAAACACAGAUGGAUCAUCCGGAUUUCGUUCCAGCUUGUGGUGAUGAUCCAUCGACGAUGAUGAAAAUCGAAGAUAUUUCCGAUAUUUCAGUGCCUAUAAUAGAUUAACCAGA